GCGCAGAAAGGAGGCCAUGAAGAAUGGUCGGUGAGCACAGCGCGGGCGCGCGGUAAUGCACUCCGCUCGAUUCGAGCGCAGAAACAGCAACCCCCCCAAGGGCUCUCGAUUCUCACAAUCUUACACCCACCCCAACCAUCCCCCUACCUUUUUUUCGCCAAGGUUGCGAUUACGCUAAGGCCCUGGGGACCUAAUGAAGAGAAAAACUCAGAGUGAUCCGAUUUUGGGAUUUUUGGAGGCCCGAAAGCCCCCCUCCCCUUCCCCCAGUUCGAUCGUGAACUUUUGGCGAGGGUCGCCUCCAUCGCGGCGGGGGCACCGGCAUACCGGACCAGGGGGGGUGCGGAAAGACUUGGAGCGCGUGUUGUUCGAAAGCCUCCUUUUGGGGCUCGGUUUUUUUAGGUUGCGAUGGGGAGAAUUUCUCCCCCAUCUUUGCGACCUACGAACUUCAGCAAUUUUUUUUAACUCUCGUCGUUAUCAUUUUACACAGCCCAGGACCAGGGCGGGCACACGGCAGGCAUAUCACUUUAGUAGUAGAUGUCAUGGUCAGCCCGUCGCUCUCUUUCUCCAACCCAAUGAUCCAACAGGAAAAGAGGUGUGGGCGGGCUUGGCAGGGGCUCAUUGGGACCGGAUUUUUUUUCAUAGUGGUAUGGCGUCCCAGAAGACCACAUUUUUGUUCCCUCCACCCAUCUUACGAGCCAAAAUUAUCCAUAGGUUGUAGUCCCGGCAGAUGGGUGCAGAUGCAGAACAAGACGGAUGUAGCCGGUUAUCGAAAAGGAGUGGAGGAGCCCACUUCCACGAAUGCAGCAUUUCUGUCAAAAUUCUGUGAGAUGUGCCGUGUGAUCGAGGGUGGAUUCCAGCCCGUCUGAAUCCAGCAACUUUUUCUCCCAAAGCAUUGGCAUCAUUGGUAUUGUUGUAUGACCAGGGGGUGUCUUGAAAAAGAAAGACAGGUCCAAACGGCAAGGAGGUUGCGAGGCUC
Messenger RNA from Colletotrichum godetiae, 976 nucleotides. RefSeq lists its product as uncharacterized. The transcript has 2 exons. Lineage: Eukaryota; Fungi; Ascomycota; Sordariomycetes; Glomerellales; Glomerellaceae. The coding region runs from base 194 to 718 and encodes 174 amino acids. The record is from RefSeq and is a predicted model, not a curated record.